Phytomonas sp. Hart1 is the source of this 330-nucleotide messenger RNA. The record is from the annotation of a GenBank genome assembly. Lineage: Eukaryota; Euglenozoa; Kinetoplastea; Trypanosomatida; Trypanosomatidae.
AUGUUCCGCCUCUGCUGGGGGCCUCUCCGCGAGCCGAUUCGCUACGCCUCGCUGUUCCCGCACAACCGCGUCCUACGCUCCGUCUUCGACGCGGCGCCGGAGCGCGUGGCGUUGACGGUGGAGCCCCCUGGGGGGGGGCGGCGGUGGAUUUCACCUACGGGCGGCUUCGCCAGGACGUCCUUCGCGUCGCGGACGGCCUCGUCGCGCGGCGGACGGCCCUCGCCGAGGCACGAGGGGAGCCGCCGGGGGGUUGGCAACAGCCCCGGCGGCCGGACCACGUCCGCGGCGUUUUCACCCAGGGCCCGCGCACGCCGAGUUGUGAGUAUUUAA